Molecule: messenger RNA, 1062 nt
Organism: Colias croceus (clouded yellow)
Lineage: Eukaryota; Metazoa; Arthropoda; Insecta; Lepidoptera; Pieridae
Product: proteasome assembly chaperone 2
Exons: 1
Coding region: 130-888 (252 amino acids)
Biological process (GO): proteasome assembly
Cellular component (GO): cytosol; nucleus
Source: RefSeq, a predicted model, not a curated record
AUUCUGCUAAUCAUUAACAGAUACAUAGGUAUUAUAAUCGGGAAAAUUUUAAACAUUAUUUAUUUAAUUGAUUUAAGUGAAUUGUGUUUAUUUUUCAAUUGAACCUGAGCACCAGAUACUUGAAUCACGAUGAUUGGAGAGAGAGCAGAGAGAGAUCACUGGAUGUGGCUAAAAAAAGUCGACUUAAAUGGUUAUACUCUUAUAGUUCCAAGUGUUGCUGUUGGAAAUGUGGGACAGCUCGCGUGCGAUAUAUUAAUUUCUUCCUUGGGAAUGGACAAAAUUGUAAGAAUAUAUACACCGGCACAGUUUCCAGUUAUUGGGUGCAAUCCUUACGAUAUCAAUUCUACAGUCUUAUCGACUUCAUGUGAAGUGUAUAGAGCAUCAUCACCUAAAUUAAUUGUUUUACAAAUGAAGGCGCCUCUGGUAUUCAAAUAUGCACAAGGGUUUCUGGAAAAUAUAGUAAAACAGUUCCUUAGAAAAAAUAUAAAAGACAUGAUAAUAUUGACAAGCAGCUACGCUCAUGAAAGAAGGUAUAUAAUGACAUCGCCUUUUAGAUACAUCGUUUAUCCUUACACACACUAUAAAACACAAAUUGUGAAGAAUAAUAUGAUUGACCAUGACCAUCAAAUAGAAAAUGAAAUAAGAAUAUUUGGUGGAGGAUUUGCACCAAUGCUUUUCAGUAUUUGCAAAGAAAAGUCUCUGCCUUGUUUUUUGUUAUAUAAAUAUUGUUCAGAAGGAGACAACAUUCCUGAUGCUAUAGAAAUGGUCAAAAAACUUCAUGAGCUCAUUGAAAUUUUUGAUAAAGAUAAAGAUAUUUCAGAACAGAUGAUUCAACCAGAAUCUUGGAAGCAUUUAUUCGGCAGGCCACCUCCGCAAGAUAUUUAUUAAUUUCCAUUUAAAUAUUAGAAAUAUUUUAGAACUUCUCUGAUUAUAGAAGACAAAAUUAAAAUGGCCAUUUCCUUAUUACAUUUAAUCAGUUCUAUAACAGUAAGAAACAAAAAUUACUAUUUAAGUGUAUUAUGUAUACAAUGAUAAUAUCUAUUCAAUAAAUUAUUCAGAUGG